GGAAGCCACUGGGUUUUGCAGCCCUUCCCUAUCUGAGCCUGCUGCUUCAGACACAGCAGUGCAAGAGACUUCAGUGUCAGCCAGAGAUGGCAACCCACCUGACACAGAGUCUUCUGGUCCAGGAGUCAAUAUGGGGCUUUUGGACCGUCUCUACCAAAGACUUACUCAGACUAUUGGAUGGACACCUUUCCAAACAGACAGGACAAAUCUGGACUCCAGCCAGCCAGGCCCCACUGACUCUUCUGUCCCAGACACAGAGGAGCAGAAGGUGGCCCAAAAACAAGACCUGGCGCCACAAACCCUGGCUGCAGGAGCGGGCAGCCACUCCAGCACUUUCUGUGCUGAGCCUCAUGAUCCAGUCACCCAGUUUAGUGAGGUCUCUUUGGAACUCUUUGCAGUCUGCCUGGGACUUAACUAUGGCACCAAGAGAAAGGCCUAUUCAUCACCCAGGGGACAGCUCACCCCAAUCAGCAAGGAGGAGGAGGAGGAAAGGCCAAGGAAGACCAGAGCCCUUGCUUGCGUGAGGGACAUGGAUGAGGCUGCCCUGAGGAAGGACAUUGGCAUCCUCUUCCCAGCACUCCACUCCAUGGUGUGUCAUCUCCCCAGAGAGCACCUGGAAGAGAGGAGAGAGGCCCUGGACUCUCUCAUCCAUCUGGCUCGCUUGUUCCUGGUGGAGCUGCUUGUGUUCCUGUUCAGGAGGCUGAACAGGGACGAGGAAGAGGAGACCUGUGCCAGUCUCCUCAUUUUGGACCAGAUAGUCCGAUCCAACAUUUCCGAAAUGACACAGCACACAGAGAAGCUGUUCAUAGCCCUGGGGCCAAUCCUGCAGAGCACAAGCAUACGGGUCAGAGAAGCCCUUGCUUAUUUGAUACGCACAAUGGGGGCACAUGGGCUCUUGGAAAAAUCUACAUCAAGACCCUUAAUUGACUUCUUGGUGCAUCAGUGCACCCUGCCCCUCGACAGCACGGAGGCAGCAGACGGGAGGCACACCAUGGAGCUCGAGGUCCGCCAGCUCUGCUCCAGCACCCUGCAGUCCUUGGGUGACUCCCCCAAAAUGGCCAAUGUUUUAUGGCCUGGGCUGCUCCUUCAGCUGAGCCCAGCAGCCCAUGGGCCAGCCCUGCCUCUCCUCCUGCAGACCUCGGUUGGGGUGGUAAAGAGGCUGCAGGAGGAAGGCAGGCUGCCCUUGGCCAGGAGGUGCGGCAAGGGGAACAGAGGGUGUCGGUCAAGCCCCAGGGCCACUCUACCCCAGGAGCUGCUGGCUCGGCUGCUGGUGCUCGGUGCGUCUUCAUGCAUGACGGUGCAGGUCAGAAGGGCAUCCAUGUUCCUCCUCUUCCAGCUGAUGAGCAUGUUCCAGGCCGGCUCGGGCCAAUACUGGAAUAACUACACGACGGAAAUGCUCCUCUACGUGGAAGAUCACAAGACCUGCUUCUGCCAGAGGGAGUGGGAGCAGCAGCUGCUGCAGUUCCUGGAAGACCUUCUCUUCCUCAUCUCAGACCAUACCUGGCUGGGCUGUUUCAUCACCAGUAUCAGGCGCCAGCUGGCCCACAGCGAUAAGCGGCCCAGUGACAAGAGCUUUCUCUACAAGUGCUGGGGCACCGGGCUGAUGUUAUCUCCAGCAGAGAGCAUCAAGCCCCAGCUAUGGCGCCUGCUGGAGCUGGUCAAUUUCCGAGAAGAAGAGGAAAGAGAGGGAUUCGCCCGAGCGCUUGGGCUGUGUUCCAGGCAACACCUCUAUGAGAUUUUUGCCAUCCUGGAGCACUGGGAAGAGGUCGUCAGCAGGGUGCAGCUCCAGCCUUCUGCUGCUGGCUCUCUGGAGGAGCCAGCUUCCAUCGAGCAGCUGAGAAGCCUCCUGCUCCUCACCUAUGGGCACGUGGUCCACUCAGGCCCCACAGACCUCAUCCUAGAGACCAUAGGAUACAAGAUCCUGUCUCCGAUGCAGAAACACUAUUUUCUGAGCCCACAUGACCCGCUGGUGAGAUCUGCGUUUGUGAGAAGCCUCGUGCUGGUGGGUGAAGCUGUCACCCAAGUGAGCAGGAUUCCCUUGGUGAGCCAGGACACAUACACCGUGCUGUCCCCUGCUGAUGCUGAAGUUUCCAGAUGUGCCAUCAGGAAUGGCGAACUAGGCGCAUUCUGGCCACAUGGCCGCUCCCAGGCCAUCUUCCCAGCACCGUGCCCCAGUGCACUGCAUGCUGGGACUAAGGAGAUCCUCAGAGGCAAGGACCGGGCCCGGCUGCAGAGCCCCGACCACAAGUGUGCCCUGCUGGCCAUCUCAUACAUAGGGAAAUUCCAGCCUCACCUGUCUAAGGAACAGGUGGCUGAGACCAUCAGCACUUGUGUCACCAGCUACAUGAUUCAGCGUCCAACCCUGGUGAAGCUGAGAGGGACUGAGGUGGCAGAGAGCUCCGCUAUCCGGGCAGAGCACCUGCAGCCAUGGAUCUGCUCUCCCCGGGCCCAGGAGAGGAGCCGAGCUGUGAAAGCCAGCGCCCGGCUCCUCAUGUUCUAUCGAUUCAAGGCCAUGACCGAGGACCUGAAACCCAUGGUGGAGCAGGGCUACAUGGCCGGGCUGCUGACAAGCCAGGCCUUCGAUGCUCAGAAGACCACCCGAUACUGGGCAUAUCAGGCUCUCUACUGGCUCUUCACGCCUUGCACAGCCGUCGUGUACAGCAAGACAGGGGCGUUGUUGACUGUGCUGAGCAAGACGCAGCAGGAUGCCAGCUGCAGAGAGAGCCCUGCCCAUGUUGCUAUGCUCAUCGCGGAACACCUGCAGUCCCGUGACCUCAUGCCCUUCAGCUUCACCCUGCUGGUGGGCCUGCUGGAGAAGGGGGAGUGUGCUGAGCAGCUGGCGGGCGUCAUGGAGGCGGUGCUGAGACAGCAAAAAUCAGAGCUACAGGGCCAAGUGCAGGAUCUCCAAGCCGCUCUUUCCUACACACUGAGCCCACCCCGGGGAGAGCGGCUGAGUGAUGGGACAAGAGACAUCCUCCACCUACUGGCCAGGCAGCACACCAAGACCGCGGUCAACAUCCUCCUGAAGAUGCCCUGGCCUUACAAACACCACAUCAAGGCCAUCUGGAGGUUCCUGGGUGCAGACCCCAUGCUGACCAGGGAGGUACUCCACAUCCUGCUGGACGACAGCCCGGAGAAGGGCUGGGCUAACCCUGGACAGACCCAGGACAGGAGCUGCCCCCAGCCAGCCCGGCUGCCCCCGGCGACCACAUACGGCCUGUGGGAGCUGAUCGGGGCCUUGGGGCAAGGGGACACCCUGGAGGGACGCGAGGACGACCUGUUCGCCUCUUGCUUCCUUGCCAUCGCCAGCCCCCCGGCACAACACCUCUUAGGAGUCCAGCAGGACCGGCCCAGUGACACCAGUCCACGCAGCAUGGCCGUGCAGGCCCUGGCGCGGGUGCUGCGCCUCAGGGGCAGUCAGCCAGCUGUGGAACUAAUGGACCAGGAGCAAGGCUGGCAGCUGCUGGAAGAGGCCCAGCCCGAGGGGUUCACUCUCCUUAGCAGAGCCAUAGUGAGCCACCCAAACCUGGCCCUGAAGAGCAUCCCACAGCUUCUCCUUCCCAGCCUGCAGGCCAGCCAGGAGGGUGAACGCAUGGCCUGCACCGCCCUGUUCGCAGAGUUCCUCGGCAGCCCCCUGCUGAUGGAAAACGAGCCCAAGGCCAUGCGGAAGCAGGUGCUGAAGGCCAUGCUGCAGCAGACGCAGGACAGCAACAUCCACAUUCGUGGCAGAGCCCUGCAUGGCCUCAGGAACGCAGUGACCGCGUUCCCGGACAAGGCUGACAGAUGGUUACUCACCGGCGGCAUCUAA
Molecule: messenger RNA, 3808 nt
Organism: Mauremys reevesii (Reeves's turtle)
Lineage: Eukaryota; Metazoa; Chordata; Testudines; Geoemydidae
Product: maestro heat-like repeat-containing protein family member 1
Exons: 36
Coding region: 131-3808 (1225 amino acids)
Cellular component (GO): cytoplasm
Source: RefSeq, a predicted model, not a curated record